Choloepus didactylus (southern two-toed sloth) is the source of this 4628-nucleotide messenger RNA. RefSeq names its product oxysterol binding protein like 1A (gene OSBPL1A). The coding region runs from base 294 to 3146 and encodes 950 amino acids. Gene Ontology annotation, cellular component: cytosol; membrane; intracellular membrane-bounded organelle. The transcript is spliced from 29 exons. Gene Ontology annotation, molecular function: protein binding; cholesterol binding. Lineage: Eukaryota; Metazoa; Chordata; Mammalia; Pilosa; Megalonychidae. The record is from RefSeq and is a predicted model, not a curated record.
UGCCUCGGGUUCUUCCCAGUUCCCAGUGCCUGGACUCUCGACGCUUUCGUUCCAACUAGAUCGCGGGACUUGCGAGUCAGAGUGGGCGACCGGCUGGCUCACCGACGUGGGGUGGGCGGACCCGAAGCCUGGAGUCGUGGCCCCCGCCUCCGGUGUCGGCGAGCCCGGGCGACCGCCUAGGCAGUGUCCGCCAUCAAGCAGGAGCUCUUCCCAAGGCUACCCAGCCCACACCACAUGGGUAUUCUCUUUGCUGCUCUCCAGCCUCUGUCACCUGCACUUCGUCUCCUCAAGAAAUGAACACAGAAGCAGAACAACAACUUCUUCAUCAUGCCAGAAAUGGCAAUGCUGAGGAAGUAAGACAGCUGCUAGAAACCAUGGAGAGAAAUGAAGUAAUUGCUGACAUUAAUUGCAAAGGAAGAAGUAAGUCUAAUUUGGGCUGGACACCUCUUCAUUUGGCAUGCUAUUUUGGACAUAGACAAGUGGUCCAGGAUCUGUUGAAGGCAGGUGCAGAAGUAAAUGUUUUAAAUGACAUGGGAGACACACCACUUCAUCGAGCUGCCUUUACAGGACGAAAGGAGUUGGUAAUGUUUCUCUUGGAAUAUAAUGCAGACACUACUGUUGUUAAUGGGAGUGGACAGACAGCAAAAGAAGUUACUCGUGACAAGGAAAUCAGAAACAUGCUUGAAGCUGUAGAAAGAACUCAGCAAAGAAAACUUGAAGAAUUACUUUUAGCAGCGGCAAGAGAAGGCAAAACAGCAGAACUCACAGCUCUGCUCAACAGGCCCAACCCUCCUGAUGUUAACUGUUGGGAUCAGUUAGGAAAUACGCCCCUGCAUUGUGCAGCUUACCGGGCCCAUAAGCACUGUGCCUUAAAGCUUCUAAAAAGUGGAGCGGAUCCUAAUCUGAAGAACAAAAACGAUCAGAAGCCUCUCGAUCUUGCCCAGGGUGCUGAAAUGAAACACAUGCUCACUGGUAAUAAGGUCAUCUACAAAGCAUUGACACGAUAUGAAGGUCCUCUCUGGAAGAGUUCAAGAUUUUUCGGCUGGAGGUUGUUCUGGGUAGUGUUAGAACAUGGAGUCCUUUCAUGGUAUAGGAAACAGCCUGAUGCAGUGCAUAAUAUUUAUCGCCAGGGAUGCAAACACCUCACUCAAGCAGUAUGCACGGUAAAAUCCACUGAUAGCUGCCUCUUCUUUAUUAAAUGCUUUGAUGACACUAUUCAUGGCUUCAGGGUUCCUAAGAAUAGCCUUCAGCAGUCAAGAGAGGACUGGCUAGAAGCAAUAGAAGAGCAUUCCGCUUACAGCACUCACUACUGUUCCCAGGACCAGUUGAGCGAUGACGAAGAGGAGGGUGCAGUUUCUGCUGUAGACAUGAAGGAGUCAUUAGCGAAAGCACAGGCAUGCCAAGAGAGACUAGACAGUGAAAUUUCCAACUUUCUCAAAAUGAUUAAGGAGUGUGACAUGGCUAAAGAAAUGCUUCCAUCAUUUCUUCAGAAAGUUGAAGUUGUCUCUGAAGCCUCUAGAGAAACUUGUGUAGCUUUGAGCGAUUGCCUUCAUCUCUUCACUAAACAAGAAGGGGUGAGGAAUUUUAAAUUGGAACAAGAGCAAGAAAAAAACAAAAUUUUGUCAGAAGCCCUGGAGACCCUAGCCACUGAACAUCAUGAAUUAGAGCAGUCUCUGGUUAAAGGGUCACCACCUCUCAGCAUCCUUAGUGAGGAUGAGUUCUAUGAUGCGCUGUCAGAUUCCGAGUCGGAGCAGUCCCUGACUAGACUGGAAGCUGUGACGGCGCACUCAUUUGAAGAGGAAGGAGAGCAUUUGAGCAGUAGAAAAAACAGAAUGUCUGAAGGAAAAGAUUGUGGUGGUGGUGAUUCCCUCUCCAAUGGUAUCAAAAAACACAGAACAAGCUUGCCAUCCCCUAUGUUUUCCAGAAAUGACUUCAGUAUCUGGAGCAUCCUCAGAAAAUGUAUUGGAAUGGAACUCUCCAAGAUCACGAUGCCAGUUAUUUUUAAUGAGCCUUUAAGCUUCCUACAGCGACUAACUGAAUAUAUGGAGCAUACAUACCUCAUCCACAAAGCCAGUUCACUUUCUGAUCCUGUGGAAAGGAUGCAGUGUGUAGCUGCAUUUGCUGUAUCUGCAGUUGCUUCUCAGUGGGAACGUACUGGAAAGCCUUUCAAUCCACUACUGGGAGAGACUUAUGAAUUAGUUCGAGAUGACCUUGGCUUCAGACUCAUCUCCGAACAGGUCAGCCAUCACCCACCAAUUAGUGCAUUUCAUGCUGAAGGAUUAAACAAUGAUUUCAUCUUUCAUGGUUCAAUCUAUCCCAAACUCAAGUUCUGGGGGAAGAGUGUAGAAGCUGAGCCCAAAGGAACAAUCACCUUGGAGCUCCUUGAACACAAUGAAGCAUAUACAUGGACAAACCCUACAUGCUGUGUGCAUAAUAUCAUUGUAGGUAAACUCUGGAUUGAGCAGUAUGGCAAUGUGGAAAUCACAAACCACAGGACCGGGGACAAAUGUGUGUUGAAUUUUAAGCCAUGUGGCCUUUUUGGUAAGGAAUUACACAAAGUUGAAGGCUACAUUCAAGAUAAAAGCAAAAGGAAACUGUGUGCCCUCUAUGGGAAAUGGACUGAAUGUUUAUACAGUGUUGACCUUGCUACUUUUGAUGCUUACAAGAAAAAUGAUAAGAAAAAUACCGAGGAGAAGAAGAACAGCAAACAGUUGAGCACUUCUGAGGAGUCAGAUGAAAUGCCAGUGCCAGAUUCUGAAAGUGUGUUUGUUAUCCCUGGAAGUGUCCUCCUGUGGCGAAUAGCCCCACGGCCUCCAAACUCCGCCCAGAUGUAUAAUUUUACUAGCUUUGCAAUGGUUUUAAAUGAAGUAGACAAGGAAAUGGAAAGUGUAAUCCCUAAAACAGACUGCAGGUUACGACCUGACAUAAGAGCCAUGGAAAAUGGAGAAAUAGAUCAAGCCAGUGAAGAAAAAAAACGACUUGAGGAAAAACAAAGAGCAGCCCGCAAAAACAGGUCCAAGUCAGAAGAGGACUGGAAGACCAGGUGGUUCCAUCAAGGGCCCAAUCCCUACAAUGGAGCACAGGACUGGCUUUUCUCGGGCAGCUACUGGGACAGAAACUACUUCAAUUUGCCUGACAUUUAUUAAAAUGCAGACAAGUCAGGGUGUUUGGCUAAUUACAGAUAAGUCUUAACCUUUUUUUUUUCUUGGUUUCUACUUAUCUUAAGAAAACCCACUUAUGAGAUAACUUAGAUUCCAGCCAAUAAAGUAGGGCAUUAGGUGAUGCUGGUGAUGAAAGUCUUAAGAAAAACAGAUAAUUUUGCUAUCCAAACAUACUUAUUUGGAAUACUAUUUUAUAAAGAGGUAAGAGAAAUUGCUGGGGAAUAUGCUUUUUAUGGUUGCUAUUGCCAUAUUUACUGAAGGUUUAUACCUAAAUGUAACUUUAGCUCUGUGGAAUUCUACAGUAAUCCCAAAUCCAGUUAUUUUGAAUAUUUUUAUGCUGUCAUGCUUGAAUGUCUUAGAUGUACUUUGAAAUGUUUAGAAUUCUAUAGUGUUUAGUGCUCAAAUGUAGAGAAGAUUAUGCCAUUUUAUCAUGACUACAUUGAUAAGAUGCCUUUUCUUCAUACUCAUCCUCUCAAUUUUACCCUUUCUCACCUCCCAAAAGAAAAAAGACCCUGAAUAUUCACAAUUGGUAUUCCUGAUUUGAAACUUUUAAACUAAAAGAAGUUGGUUUUCUUUGCUUAUUUUGGUUUUGUGAGUUUUCCUUUACAAUUUUCUGUAAUCAAUGUCAUUUGAGUUAAAAGAUCUUUAAAUUGUACAAAAGUUUAAAUUGAAAAAAAAAGUAUAAAAAUCUAGCAAUUCACAAAAAUGCCCUAGAAAUAUAGAUUUUAAUCAUUAUAUAAUGACAAACCUUUUUAAAUGCUUCAGCUACCAGUGGCCAAGUGCCUGCAGCAAAAUUAAGUUCACUGAUCUACAUAUGAGUAUCAAACCAUAUAAAAGGAGGCCUGUGUACUUAAAAUAUGUAUGGAGACCUACUGUACAGUAGCUUUACCCCUUUAAUUGGGGUACAUUUAUCUUUUGGUAUUUACUCACCCACACAAACCCCAGACUGAGAUAUUGCUCCAAGGGGCCUUAGGUAGCUGCAAGUUAAUUUAAUUGCUGUCUCGAAGUAAACAAGUGUUACGAUGAAAUAAUUUACCUAACGCUAAAUAAAGGCUUUGGAAUGUUCCAAAGGUGUGGUUUCUUUUAAAAUUUCAAACAUACAUUUUGAUAUAUGUAUGUUGCCACUUAAUACUGUCCUUUAUUAUCAGGAGAAAUCUUUUUGGUUUUUGGGCCAAAGAGGUAACCAGCCAACUAGUAUACACUGUGGGUAAGUACAGUAUUAUAGUGGUGCUGCUGUAUUCAUUUUGUUGUAACACCAAAUAGCUAACUGUUAAGUGGGAGUACUUGGCUAGAAAACCUGUGACUAGAUGUGCUAGAGUGUAGGAAGGGUUAAAAAAAAAAACUUAAAAUGUAUACAUAAGAAUUGGAAAAUGCAGUUGCUUCACAAGUCUGAAAAGCUUUAAGGCCUUUUGAGUUUUGUUAUUUGUAUACCUUCUAAAUGACAUGAAAGAUAAGAAUACAAGGUUU